UCACACACACGGUGCGCGUGAAGGCCUCCAUGGCCGACAGCGCCGGGAAGAUGUCCUGGUCAACGGGUCGGGUCCAUCGAUGAAAUCCACAUUGAGCUGCUUGAUGGAAUGACACCCACGCUCAACAAGCACGGCCUGAGAGGAAUGACACAGACGGUACGGUGCACCACUCAUCCCCUUCUGUGUGUGUUGUGUGCAUCUACCUGUAGCCGCUCGAGUCCGUUGCGCCAUUGGUUGAUACUGAUGUGCUCCGACUGCCCCAAGACGCCGAGUGUGCCGACGAGCUCCAGCUGUGAGAGGGGGCCGGGCUGCCCACCUCCUGCUGCCACGGGGAUGACCGUCAACGACUCGGCCAGGAUGUCGGGCCGUAUCUCCAUGUCGAGGCCCUUGAGGUGCUGUGCCGUCCGCACGAGAGGCCCAAGCACCUCGGCAGAGUCGAACUCGCCAUAGUAGGCCGCCUGCACCGUGCGGAGGGACGGCAGCUGCCAGAGUCUAUCAUGGCGCGGGCAGUGCUUCUCGCUGAGGCCGGUGAUGGAUGUGAGGGCUGAGAGGGUGGGGGGAGGGUCGAGGGGAGGGGGGAGGGUGGGUGGGUUCUCUGCAAUGGCCGUCACUUCGCUCAUCUCGUCCAUGUCGAUGUCUCCUGUGGUAUCACCUUCAUAACCAUAGUCACCUGAAUGUCCAUUCACGCAAAUGUGUACAGACAUCUCUGGACAUUCUCUUCUCAUGGACGCACCUGGUGGGUCAAAGUCGUCAAAUGCGAUGGACUCGAGUGUGCCUCCCCCCGCCUGCGCCGCCCUGCGUCCCUCUGCAUGCCCCUCCACCACUGCCGUGACUUUGUCGUUCAUCGCACGCUGCAGCCCCUUUCCGUAGUCCAUCCGAUCCCUCCAUGCCCAUGCCGACUGGUCGGGCACGUAGCGGAGGCAUCGAACGACAAUGGAUUGGAGCCCCGUCAGCCGCCGGCCCCACUCGAAGGCAUCGCUGAACGACAGGCGGCACCAGAAGCGCCGCUCGGCCGUGCAGUAGGUGUCCAUCACCAAAUGGGUGACCUGCGCGCAGACGUGGCGCCACAGCCGCUGGGGCAGCGCCGCCACCGAAUGGAGGACACGAAUGAGAACACACAACCAAUGAUAACAGGCUGCAUGAACAACACACACAACAAGGCAAUGAUGCAUACGAGUGUGCUUGUGGGGAGCUUUGUGAGUGCAUCUUUCAUCGUACGAUCUGGCUGAAGCGCUGAGCAAAGGCGCCGACAUCCACGCUGUGCUGCGCAUCGUCGGACGUCUGGCCAGCAUCCAUCCCCGCCUCCUCGCUAAAAUCGUCGCGCCGCACCGCGGCCGUUCUCUGCCGUUUCGGUGCGACUUUGCUCAUUUCUUUUUGUGCAAAAAGGCAGCCGCGCGUCAAAAGGCCAUGCUUGCUUGUAAACUUGAAUUCCGGAGGCAUGAAGAACGAAUGCUCAGUGAAAUGAAUUCUCCGUUUGCUUGCUCUUUCGCUGUGUUUGUCUGCUGUGUGUCCAUGGCCACCGAUGGAAAUCGCCCGGCCCUUCCGGUCCGCCAAACAAACAAAUCAAUCAAAGGCAAGCAAUCGUCAGAACCAAGCAUGCACCUCUCGUUGGCACCCUCUCAUGACAGAGUGACUGACUGCAGGUGCUCCGCAUCGUCUCAUUCGCAGUCAGAAGGGCCUCCUCACAGCCAGCCCAACGCGUCACGCCGUGGAUGACCUCACACACGCACGACACCACUAACGCCACCCACACUGAAACACCGCAGCUGAGUGCCGGCGCCCUGUGUGUGUGUCUGUGUCGGCUGUUUUGUGUUGAAUGCAGACUAGGCGUCGUCUGCGGGCGUCAAGUACGGCUCGGGCAGUGGGCGACAGGCUGCAUACGGUGACCACAGAGGCAGAGUGUCAAUCAACAUCCCAUACACUUACUGCCAGUCGUCCAUGUCUGUCUGUUUGUCUGUCUGUCUGUCUGUCUGUGUGUGUGUGUGUGUGUGUGUGUUGAUGAGGCUGACCUCAGUGCUGUGGCUUGUCAUUGACAAGGAGGUCAUGAGCUUGCUGAGGCAACCACAACCGGCUCCUGCCGCCACACGUCCUCCACCCAGAAGCCACGUGCUCAUCGCCCGCUGAUGCUGCGCUGAGCACGAUGACCCGGCUGGCCGCGCGACUGCACCCUCACUGCCGUGAGUCGGUCACGACCGGCAAGUCGGCGAUGCGGAAACUGACCGACAGACGUGACGACGCCAGGCCAUCAGUGCGGCCUCGGUGGUCGGCUGCAGGGCCGCUCCCCGCGGCCCGCCGCGUCAGCACCAGAGCCCCGCCGGCCACCAUCGGUGCAUGCCGCGUCACCGAGCAGAGCGGCGGUCUCGUCGACCGUCCCAUCCUCUCAUCAUCCUCUCAUUUCAUCGAGGGGGCGACCAAGACUCGACAGCUGUGACAGCGUCGCAGAUGGCUGCCCCCCGUUGGCUUCAGCGUCGAACAGGUAUCUGCACAACCAAGGAAGGCACACAGGAAGGAUGAACGCCUCGCAGGUGAGUGUGGAUGUGCCGUGCCCACGUGUUUCAGGUCAUCGCAUCGCUGCUGAUUUGGCUGCACCGCACCUGUAUGGCUGCCAUUGAGCCGGGGGGUCAUCCAGCUGCCUCGGGGGACCGCAGAGAGGCCUCCAUCGAGGGCAGUUCUGCUGUGGGGGCCGAUGCAUCACAGAAGGAAGGCGUAAGUGGAUGAAGCGGUGGGUAGACAAUGAAGGAGCCUGCAUACACACACAGAGCAGUGAUGCAGCUCGUGCGUAGCUGCCCGCCUGGUGCAUUCUGAGCGUGCGCCUUAAGCACCUCGCGUGAAACAACAGAGUGAGCGGACCUCCGGCCUGCCUUUCGUUUUUGGACGUUUGGCGCUGCGGGGCACGUCGUGAGCGAUGGAGGGGAGCCUCUCCAUGCGGGAUCUCCCUUGCCGCCACCCCUUUUGCCUUGCUGUGCCGCAGAAGAUUCUUCCUGCUGUUGCCUCCCAUCCGAUGGCCGCCUCCAGGCAUGUGUGGCACCCUCGUCCUCCACCAUCAGCGCGUGAGGGAGGGCAGCAGCGGCGACUCAGCGGACCUCUCCAGUUAGCAGAAGGACCCCCUCUCGUG
This is a messenger RNA of Vitrella brassicaformis, 3115 nucleotides long. The record is from the annotation of a GenBank genome assembly. Lineage: Eukaryota; Vitrellaceae.